Entrophospora candida is the source of this 2253-nucleotide messenger RNA. Lineage: Eukaryota; Fungi; Glomeromycota; Glomeromycetes; Entrophosporales; Entrophosporaceae. The record is from the annotation of a GenBank genome assembly.
AUGAAUUUUGACGAUGACGAAGAAAGCGGUAACAACAUCCCUCAAACUUCACCAUUGCUUAGCAUGGACAAAUUAGCCUCUCACCAUAUCAAACAAGCAGAGGAUGCGUUAAGUAGGUUGAAGUCGGAAGUUGAUCAACCAGGAUGGAAAAAACUUUUAACACACAGACAUGGUGUGGUGGUUUAUGGUAAAUCUGAUGACAAAUUACCUAUUUUCAUGGGUGAACACAUUAUCAAAGGAUUUGCACCACAAUCCGUUUUUGCUGUUAUCGGAACGAGAAAGUUGUGGGAUGAUUGGUAUGAGGAAGGGAAUUUGGUAGAGAAUUUGAACGAAAAUACCAGUUUAACCUAUAUCGUAAUUCAAGCAUUGGCCGGAUCAAAAGCUAGAGAUUUGUCACUUGUGGAAAAGAUUGAGUGCACGUUAGAGGGAAAAAUUUAUUUCGUAUCAACAUCGGUCAACACACCAAAAAUCCCACACAUUUCAAAUAGAAUACGUGCUCACAUUCAUCUUAACGGUUGGAUUCUGGAACCAUUAUCAUACAAUCCACCAGCCACAAAAAUUAAUUACAUUCUUCAAGCCAAUGUUAAGGGCUGGGUCCCGGGAGUUAUUGCUAAAAAAUAUUUGACUCGACGUCCUUUAAUCAUCGAUACCAUUGAUACUUAUCUACAAAAAAAUGGGCCUCCAACUAUGUUUCUCCAAGCUGCUAAUACUGAUACUUUCAAUGAUCAUUCUACUGCGUCCUUAAAACAUAUUAAAAGUAUUUUCGAUAGUAAUAACAAAAUCACCACAAGUUCAACUACUAAUGGUCCGAAACUUACUAGUACAAGAAGAAUUAAAUUUUCUGAUCAAGCCAAAAUUCACUCAAAAUUAUCUUCAUCGUUAUCAGAAAGAUCACCUAGAAUUAUCACAUCAAUAAAUAGAGCGACACAUCGUCAUUCCGAGACAUUACGUGCAGCAAUGGACAACUUCAAAUCACAAGCAAGGUCGUUGGAUGGAUGGAAUUUCUAUUCGAAUGAUAAAGGUGUUAAAAUCUACUCCAAAGAUGUUGGCGGUAAAUCUAUACCAAUGAUACGAGGUGAAUCAAGAAUCUCUGGUGGAUUUACUGUAGAAGAUAUCUUGUCAAUUAUAAAUAGCGUAGAAAUGAGAAAGAUAUGGGACGAGAGGUUUGAAGAUAGUGUUGUAUUGGAGAAAUUGAAUCACUUUGAUAGUCUAGUCAAAUCUGUGAUAAAAGGUUCAUUUUCGAUAAGUGGAAGAGAUUUGUCAUUGGCAUCUACGAUAGAAUAUGAUUUUGAGACUGGAAUAGUUAGAUAUGUAUCAACAUCAGUAAUAGAUCCAUUGAUCCCAGAGACCAAAAAAUAUGUCAGGGCACAAUUAGAUUUUGCAGGUUUUGAAUUUGCAUCAAAGUUUGAUGAUGAGGGAUUUACAAAAUAUGUGGAUAUAAAAUACAUUGCGGACAUUGACGCCAAAAUUGACACAGUUCCAUCCAUAAUCCUCAGACAAGUUUCCAUUCAGACUCCAAUUAUACUUAACAGGAUCGACGAGUUGUUACAAAAAAGUGGAUUCCCGCCCUAUGUUAGAGAAUCGACAUCACAAACUUCGAUGAAAUCGUGUGUGGUCAACACGAAAACAUUUGAAUGUGACAUUGAAGUAGUAGAUGUUUUUGGUGGUGCGGUCACCGAGUUAAAAACUUCAAGAAAGAUGUAUCCUAAUGGAUAUGAGUUAACUAUCAAACCUGAAAAUGUAAAGGUUGAAUUAUUACCGAGCAAAUUUGAGCUUGUUCGUAUAAUGUUUCCAACUGGAAAUGAUUAUACAAAUAUGUUGAAAAUUAAAAUCAAAAGAAAUACAUCUAAAGGAGUAGAUUUUAUUUAUAAUGAUUUUAUUAGAAUGCCAUCGAUAUCUACAUCACCACCAUCAAUACCACUACCUCCGCUUCCAACAUCUGCAAUUGUAAGCAAUAGUAAUAAUAUAAUUAUUGCAAAUCAUCAAGAAACAUCUACAUCCACAUUGGCUGGACUUUUAAAAACCCAAUCAAAGAGUAAUAAUGAUAACAAUCAAAUGUUUAGACGUUUAACCAAUGUUACAACAACUACAGAUGAAGAAGGAAAGAGCUUCCAAAGAAUUAGCAUUAAUAAUUUAAAUGAUCAUUUUGCAUCAUCCAUUGAAUCAUCCAGGUUUAAUGUAAAACAAGCUGGAUUAAUGUUUGCUUCAAUGUUGUUAAUGUAUUAUGCCGGAAAACUUGGUAUUAGUAUGUGA